CAACAACCCCAUGGACAGAUCAAGGAACUACCCAAAGAGACUCCGAGGCAAGCCGUAUAUUGCCAAAGAGCUUCCACAAGUUCCAGCACGUCUUGCUUCGAAGCAUCCGAAUCCGUACAAAGAACCGACGCCAAGUGAAACUUCAAAUCAAAUCACCAGACACGGCUCACGUCCUUGUCUCUGCGGAAUGUACGGCCCCGGAGGAUGCAAGUGGCAAUUUUCCUACCUGUACCAGAUGAUCCUUGCCAUCCACGAAAUCCUUCCGUUCCGGGAGAUGUAUGAUGCACCAAACUUUUUUGUGACAUCUUCACGCACGAACGAUGAUCCUACGUUUGCCAUCUUCAAGACGUCUACCUUUUCAUCCCUAUCUCAUGAGGAAGGACCUUGGAUUGAGAGCCAAGACGACAGGAUUAUCUGCUUGGGAUGUGGGUGUGGAUGUGACCUGCCUACUUGGCCGGAACAUCGUGAUUCUUGUUCAGGCAUAGAAGAUGCGAUUUUGAGAUCAGUGGUCGGUGCAUGGGAGGUUGAGGCGAGGGCGAAAACACAGCACUGAAUUCAGAUCAGAGCAUAGGGAAGUGACGAAUCGCGCGGAAUAGUCAGUGCGCACGUUGAUUCCGUUGGGUGCAUGUCGCGUCGCGUCAAUGAUAAUGGUCACGUGACUCCUUUGUACUUAGUUGGGAUUGCAAUUCGGCAAUUCCCGAUUCACUUUAAAUUAUUCUCCGG
Desarmillaria tabescens is the source of this 723-nucleotide messenger RNA. RefSeq lists its product as uncharacterized. The record is from RefSeq and is a predicted model, not a curated record. The transcript is spliced from 3 exons. NCBI's taxonomy places the organism in Eukaryota, Fungi, Basidiomycota, Agaricomycetes, Agaricales, Physalacriaceae. The coding region runs from base 11 to 553 and encodes 180 amino acids.